CUGCACAUGGCAGGAGACAGCGAAGCGGACUUUCGCUCGUUGAUUGUGCGUUUAAAAUGCUUUCUCUAACCAUAAGAGAGCUUGCCACGCAUUUUAGGAGCAAGAAAUAUUCACCGUUGGAAGUAUGUUCGGCCUGUCUAAAAGAUAUCAAAGAAACCAGCUAUCUGAAUGCCUUUGUAACGGUGUUAUCUGAGGAUGCCCAAGAGCAAGCAAAGGAAAGCCACGAACGUCUGGCCAAGAAUGUACCGUUAGGGCCCUUGGAUGGCGUUCCGAUUGCUGUGAAAGACAACUUCUGCAUGUCUGGUGUAAGGACAACAUGUGGAUCGCGAAUGCUCGCCGACUUUCACCCACCUUACACUGCGACUGUUGUCGAGAGUCUUCGAAAACAAGGCGCGGUCAUCCUUGGCAAGACGAACAUGGACGAGUUUGGAAUGGGCUCCGGUGCCACUGACUCCACUUUUGGACCGACUAGGAAUCCGUGGAAGUAUCUAGGUAAGAACGCGUUGGAUGAGUGGCAUAUCGCUGGUGGCAGUUCCGGCGGCAGUGCAGUCUCCUGUGGCGGCGGGUUGUGCUUCGGUGCUUUGGGCUCUGACACUGGUGGUUCCACGCGCAACCCAGCGUCACGGUGCGGCGUGAUCGGACUGAAACCCACGUAUGGAGCACUUUCUCGGCAUGGGCUCAUCCCGCUAACAAAUUCCAUGGACGUUCCCGGCAUAUUAGCGAAAACAGUCGACGAUGCCGCCUUGUUGUUUAACGUUAUGGCUGGCGUCGACGAAAACGACUCCACUUGUGUGUCUCUUCCCGAGCACGCGCGGAAUCUGGAGUUGGACGACGAGCCGUCGCUUUCCGGCAUCCGAGUUGGCGUUCCGAGAGAGUAUCACUGUCCCGGCAUGGCGCCCGAAGUAGUAGAUACUUGGCGCUACGUGGCCGAUAAAUUGGAUUCCUUAGGCGCCGUCGUAUCCUCAGUGUCUUUACCGCACUCUCAGUAUUCAACAGAGUGUUAUUCGGUGCUCAACUGUUGCGAGGUGGCAUCGAACUUCGCUCGUUACGAUGGUCUCGAGUACGGGCACCGCGCUGACGACGACUCUUCAACGGAAGCCCUGUACGCAUCUUCGAGACACGAAGGAUUUAACGAAGUCGUUCGAGGCCGAAUACUGGCUGGAAACUUUUUCCUGCUGCGCAGAAACUACGACAAGUACUUUAUGAAAGCUCUGCAAGUGCGUCGCUUGAUAUGCGAUGACUUCAAGAGGGUGUUCGAAUCUGGUGUUCAACUGCUUUUAACGCCUGUAACUCUCACUGAAGCGCCUAAGUAUUCAGGCUGGGCACUUAAGGACAACAGGGAGAGAGUGUCUGUCGAAGACUUUUGCACACAACCAGUCAACAUGGCUGGCCUUCCUGCAGUCAGCCUGCCCUGUCGCCUCUCACAUAACGGUCUCCCGCUGAGCCUGCAGCUCAUUGCUCCCAGGUUUGCAGAACGGGACCUGCUGUCUGCUGCUAAGAGACUGGAGCUAGAGCUUCAGUUUCCCCGGCUGGACUUGCAGCUCCACGCGUGCAGCCAGAGUAGGAAUGCUGCGUCUGGAUCAAUUUUGUAAUUCAGUUCCUCUCCUAUGUAGUUACGUUCAGUGAAUCUUCGAAAAAAGAUUCCAGGAGCAGUCGCAGGCCCACCAAUAAAGCUCCAAUCCUUACUAAUUUGUGCUUGCUAUUCCGUCCUGUUUCAUACAUUUUCGAAUGUUGUAUGGUACACAAUAGCCGGUUGCAAAUUAACUGUAAGAGGAUGUUUCCUCUUUUUGGUAAUUUGCAGAGAUUUAUGAAAGGAUUCAAGCACACUUUCAGUUACUUUAGAAAAUAUAUAUGUGGAAUAGUUCGGUCACUUGUGAGUUGGGUCAAUAUUACUGAAGUAGAAAAAUGUUGACAUUUAGGCACAUCAUGAUAGGUUGUACUGUUGCUGUUAACACCUAAGGCAAAAAAAAAAGCUUUAGAUGUCAAAUGCAUAUGACCAGCACAGCACCAUUAUACAUACAACUUAAUACCAACAUUAUCACAUGCACUGUGACAUGGCAGCAUCAUCAUAUUUGUGCACGUGAAUUCCCGUUGGACUGGUUGUAUUCUGGUUACAUGUCAUAACUGCUGCUGAAAAUUGGCCACUUUCAUCACUGCAUGCAUUGGCUGUGUAUUUAGCUUUAUCACAUCUUACGUGUGCUCGGUCUUACAGCAGUGAACAAAAAGAUAUUGUGGUUUCCUGUGAAAAAGUCAUUACCUACGUUCCCAAGCUAUUAUUUGCUGCUGUUGUUUUCGAUGAUGUUAAACAGGGUGUGCACUGGUGCAGCCAUCAGGACAGAGAUGUAUAACAUUUUGUUUAUUGACGGUGCCAUAAAGCUCCACUUUCCACUUACUUCAUUUUAUGGUGCUCACUAUUGCCUACCUUUCCGAGUUUGUGUGCAAGUGGAUGUGUGUGUGGUUUCUUUUUUCUUUUUAUCUUCCUUUCAUCUCUUGUAUAUUUAUACUGUAGUAGCAUCCCAAGUCUUUUGCUUGGCUGGCCCCCUCCACUUAUCAUUAAAAUUUCCCUCGCCAUUGUGCACAUAUUUUUCCACAUGGUUGUUGUAUACAGUUUCCUUGUAAUGCAUUCUUGGAAUACACAAGUUGUGUGCCCGAUAGGUGGGCUAUGCGGUGUGAAAAACUUAACAUGGCAAUGCGUUUUCAAGAGACUAUUGCCCUAGGCUAGUUGUCUAGCAUAAUACAGCACCAACAUUCGGCACAGUUUAACUUCAUGACCCCAAAAAUAUGGUAUCUUUUUUGUUCACUGCAUUACAUGUGUCCCUCUCAUACUUGCACAUUAACCCAUUGGCUUCCAAAACUGGCGAAUCGCCAGGGGCCAUAUUGCCAACGCUGGCAAUUUGCUGGAUGGGUGGUAUUGUUGGUUUAAAGAGCUAUUCUUACAUAGGGGGGCGGGGUAGCCAAUAUAAGCUGGACUAGUUUGCAAUUGUUAUUGAUAGAUGCAACUUGGGGUUUAUUCAAGAUGGUGAGAUUUUUUAUUUUUAGUUUAUUUGUCAAACAUUUGUGCAUGUGUAGCACACGUUCUGACACAUAUAUGCCUCGAAGCAGUGCAGUGGGCACAUUUUCCACAUGCUAUUCCACUGAUCCUGGCAAACAAUAUCCAUCAUGGCAGUGUGAAAAGCAGGGUAAAAAAAAAGGGACAACAUGUGAGAGUGUCAAAAAUGCGGUGCUGCUCCCCACAUCCCUUAGUGCUUCAAGCUUUUCCGCUCACAAAUGAAUCUGCGACUGGCAGCUAGGUUUCUGAACUGAACAAUGCUACUUUAUAAUGUAAAUAAAAUAUUUAUUUCCAUUUUGAAGCGUUAAUUAGUGUACAGUAUUGUGUAACGAGCACGACAACGGAAGUUCCUCCGGUGUCAUACUCGUUGAGGAAAGCAGAAGCCGAUUAGCGUCAGCCCCACUUUGCGCGCUC
This is a messenger RNA of Dermacentor silvarum, 3463 nucleotides long. It is a transcript of the gene GatA, whose product is annotated as glutamyl-tRNA(Gln) amidotransferase subunit A, mitochondrial-like. Gene Ontology annotation, biological process: mitochondrial translation; glutaminyl-tRNAGln biosynthesis via transamidation. Gene Ontology annotation, molecular function: glutaminyl-tRNA synthase (glutamine-hydrolyzing) activity. Lineage: Eukaryota; Metazoa; Arthropoda; Arachnida; Ixodida; Ixodidae. The record is from RefSeq and is a predicted model, not a curated record. Gene Ontology annotation, cellular component: mitochondrion; glutamyl-tRNA(Gln) amidotransferase complex.